Osmerus eperlanus (European smelt) is the source of this 1221-nucleotide messenger RNA. It is a transcript of the gene rbp7b, whose product is annotated as retinol binding protein 7b, cellular. Bases 87 to 494 code for a protein of 135 amino acids. The record is from RefSeq and is a predicted model, not a curated record. Gene Ontology annotation, cellular component: cytosol; nucleus. Gene Ontology annotation, biological process: fatty acid transport. Gene Ontology annotation, molecular function: fatty acid binding. The transcript has 4 exons. Lineage: Eukaryota; Metazoa; Chordata; Actinopteri; Osmeriformes; Osmeridae.
CAUCCCACCAAAGUGCCUACAAAUAUGUUCACUCAAACCAAAUGUUUGUCAAUUGAAGUUAUCGUGGUGCCGAAAUUACAUCCAACAUGCCUGUCGACUACAGUGGAACCUGGGACAUCAUAAGUAAUGAAAACUUUGAAGCUUAUAUGGUUGCUCUUGGGAUUGAUUUUGCAACUCGGAAGAUUGCAAGUGUGUUAAAGCCUCAGAAGGUGAUUGAGCAAAAUGGUGAUUCUUUCACUAUUAAAACCUUUACUACAUUCAAGAACCUUACAACCUCAUUCAAGAUUGGUGAAGAGUUUGAAGAUGUGACCAAAGGAAUGGAUAACAGAACAUGCAAGACUAUUGUCAACUGGGAAAACGAUAAACUUGUGUGUGUCCAGAAAGGAGAAAAGAAAAAUCGAGGGUGGACACAUUGGAUAGAGGGAGACCAGCUCUAUCUGGAGAUCACCUGUGAAGAUAAAACCUGCAGGCAAAUCUUCAAAAAGAGUGCAUGAUAAUAUACUGACUUGAAAUGUGUAUGUUAUUUCUUAUUCCUACAAAGAAACAUACCUCUAUCAUGUAGUUUAAGUAUAGACUGUGUAGCCUAGACUGUCUGUAUUUAUUAGCUAACAUAGGUCACAUAGUAUAAUCUCUAUAAUCAAUCUAUAGAUUGCAUUUUUGUCACCUUUGUUCAUGACCCUUUUCAUAAAAGGUGAAACCAUAUAUACCAUAUAGUCAUAUAUUGUAGUGAGUACCAGAGUCAUGCUUUUUGGUACACAUUAUUGAGGGAUUCAUACUGGAAGCAGAUAGUAAACCUCUGCACGUCAAACCUUAUACUAUGCAAGCACAGCUGCAAGCUACCGACCAUAUACCAAGAAAUAGAAUUAUGCCCUUUGAGACCCAGCACCAGUCUUUGGUUCGGACCAAGGCUAAACAAAUUUACUAAAUAGGCCAACAGUCAUUGCCCAUUGAAUAAGUGCAGAUAGCUCAUUUCGGUUCACCAUUGUUCCAAUAUCAAAGCUUGUGAAUUAGAAUAGUCAGAAAGGAAUGCUGGAUUUCAUCCCGAAAAUUGCUACAUGAUGUAGUAGGUCGACCUGGCAUAUUUGGCAUAGCCUACUGGAUUUGACAUUACAACAGAAUGUACUAAAUCUUUGUUCAAUAGUAUGAUGUGAGACCCAGAACAUGUUGGCAUUAAUGGGCCUACUUUGAAAUGCCAGAUGUAGUAUGUCUAGAUAUUUUUGU